UACUUGAAUUGGCAAAGCUAUUUUGAAUGCCAGAUGUAUCUGAGAAAUUGCAAGUGGUAUCUCUGUCACAGAUUGUGGCCUCCGUGGCUGCUUCGAUGUGCGCCUUCUGCGUUGGCAACGCGCUAGCUUACACCUCUCCGGCUCUUCCCACGAUGACUAAUGAGAAUAUCACCAGUUUUGAGGUGUCCAAGCAACAGGCCUCCUGGGUGGGAGGCAUAAUGCCACUGGCUGCUUUAGUGGGUGCCAUUUCAGGAGCUCCGCUGGUCAUAAGUGUGGGCAGGAAAGUUACCAUUGUAUUGUCGUCGGCACCCUUCAUUGUAUCCUGGCUGGUAAUUGCAUCCGCCAGCUCGGUGGUCACGGUAUUCAUAGGUCGUUUCUUAACUGGCUUUGCUGUGGGCGUGGCAUCGAUAUCCCUGCCCGUCUAUGUUGGUGAGGCGGUUCAUCCAUUGAUUAGAGGCACAUUGGGACUGAUGAUAACGCUUUUGUGUAACUUUGGUGUACUUGUGUGCUUCAUCUUUGGAUCAUUCACCAACUGGUCACAGCUGGCCUAUAUAAGCGCCGCACUAUGUUUACCCUUCCUCAUACUAAUGCUCAUUGUACCGGAGAGUCCCCGUUGGCAUCUGACAAAAGGCAAAAUUGAGCAAGCCGAGAAAGCUUUGACUUGGCUGCGACGAAAGAAUGCGAAGAUUGAUGAAGAAUUGCGGGAAAUGUCCCAGGCCCAAAACAAUGAACCCGAAGAAUCGAAUGGUUUCAAGACAAUGUUUCAAAAGAAGUAUCUAAGACCUGUUUGCAUACAACUUGCCCUCAUGUUUAUCCAGAAUAUCUGUGGCAUCAAUGCGGUCAUGUUCUACACUGUCAUGAUCUUCAAUAUGUCCGGCUCGACCGUCGAUAGCUAUUUGUCUACGAUUAUUGUUGGUGUAGUCAAUUUUCUGGCCACUCUCAUAGCCACCAUAGUCAUCGAUCAUGCCGGUCGAAAGAUGUUGCUUUACAUUUCCACACUAACCGCAAUCGUAACUUUGUUUGUGCUGUCCGUCUUCUUUUACUGCAAGUCAAUCAAUUGGAACACGUCCAACUAUGGCUGGCUACCAUUGACCAGCUUCGUCCUCUAUGUAUUGGGAUUCUCCUUGGGCCUUGGGCCCAUUCCCUGGCUCAUGAUCGGCGAGAUUUUGCCCUCCCGAAUCCGCGGUCAGGCCGCAUCUUUAGUAGUCGCCUUUAGUUGGAUUUGUACUUUUAUCGUGACCAAAACUUUUCAGGAUAUGAUUGAUCUUGUGGGUAUUCAUGGGGCAUUCGGUUUCUUUUGUUUUGGAAGCAUCGUUGGACUUUUAUUUAUCAUAUUAAUGGUGCCCGAGACCAAGAAUAAAUCACUGGAAGAGAUCGAAGCGGAGCUAACUGGGAAGUUGCCAAAUGAAGUUAUACGACGUUCGUUGUAAAUCUUUUAUCAUAACUCCUAAAUUUCUGUUGAAAACAUGUCUUAUCCAUAGAACUUGGGUGAUACUCGGCAUAAUAUAAUUAUUCCGCUGUACAAAU
Messenger RNA from Drosophila innubila, 1527 nucleotides. Its product is annotated as facilitated trehalose transporter Tret1-2 homolog. The coding region runs from base 27 to 1430 and encodes 467 amino acids. Gene Ontology annotation, biological process: carbohydrate transport; transmembrane transport. Gene Ontology annotation, molecular function: sugar transmembrane transporter activity. The record is from RefSeq and is a predicted model, not a curated record. The transcript is spliced from 4 exons. Gene Ontology annotation, cellular component: membrane. Lineage: Eukaryota; Metazoa; Arthropoda; Insecta; Diptera; Drosophilidae.